Messenger RNA from Dibothriocephalus latus, 417 nucleotides. The record is from the annotation of a GenBank genome assembly. Lineage: Eukaryota; Metazoa; Platyhelminthes; Cestoda; Diphyllobothriidea; Diphyllobothriidae.
AUGCAUGCUUGUAUCGGAAGCCUACAGUUACCGGACGAAAUUCCAAACAAUGACGUACCGACAACUAACAACAGUAUCUCUCUGGGCUUUCCCACCUUUGCAUCGCUGCCCUUUGUCCGGGACAUGAACGAUCAGGACAACGCAGCCGACGGCGAUGUGCUGAUGAACUGUCAGAAUUCCCUCAAACCCAGUCCCUCGCCACACCAGGAAUUCGAUUCUCCCGGUCUCAAGACUGGACGACCGGAUUCAGUGACUUGCUCCCAGCUGCCUCCAAAAAAGCUCUACACAGACGACAUUCCAGUGCUAGAUCCCUUCCCGGGCUACUACGGCUUCGAUUUUUACCACCCGCUUUGCGAGGACGCCUACGAGGCCACGGAGACGAAACCCAGCACAGCCUAUUUCGUGAGUUCAAGUUAA